Heterocephalus glaber (naked mole-rat) is the source of this 4607-nucleotide messenger RNA. RefSeq names its product hypocretin receptor 1 (gene Hcrtr1). The record is from RefSeq and is a predicted model, not a curated record. Gene Ontology annotation, biological process: G protein-coupled receptor signaling pathway; feeding behavior. Gene Ontology annotation, molecular function: orexin receptor activity. NCBI's taxonomy places the organism in Eukaryota, Metazoa, Chordata, Mammalia, Rodentia, Bathyergidae. Gene Ontology annotation, cellular component: plasma membrane.
GAGUGUUUGCAAUCACAGUGGCUUCUCCGGAAUCUAGUGAUUGGUGGAAUCCGACAGACUUGGCUUAGUUGUUUUGUGACCUCAAGCAAGGGGCUCAACCUCUCAUCUGCAAAACACGGUUCCCUAAUAAUGGUACCCGGCAAUGUCUGUAAGGCCAGUCUCCUGUGCCAGGCUCUGGGUGAAGCACUCAGCAUGGAUUAGAGCUAGUUGCUCCCCACCACGCUCCUGGGAGGAGCAGUAGGCUGGGACUCCAAAGUCCUGCGUGCAAGCUGAGGACUGGACCAGGCUCCCCUCUCCAAAGAAUCCAGGAUGCCCCUUAGCUGCAGUGGCUCCUGACCUCAUGGAGCCCUUGACCACCCCAGGGGUCCAGACGGGAGUCCCCACUGGCAGUGAGGAGCCAUCCCCUGUGCCUCCAGACUACGAAGAUGAGUUUCUGCGCUAUCUGUGGCAUGAUUAUCUGUACCCGAAGCAGUAUGAGUGGGUCCUCAUCGCAGCCUAUGUGGCCGUGUUCCUUAUAGCCCUGGUGGGCAACACACUGGUCUGCCUGGCAGUGUGGCGGAACCACCACAUGAGAACAGUCACCAACUACUUCAUUGUCAACCUGUCCCUGGCUGACAUGCUGGUAACAGCCAUCUGCCUGCCUGCCAGCCUGCUAGUGGACAUCACUGAGUCCUGGCUCUUCGGCCAUACCCUCUGCAAGGUCAUCCCUUAUCUACAGGCUGUGUCGGUGUCGGUGGCAGUGCUGACUCUCAGCUUCAUCGCCCUGGACCGUUGGUAUGCCAUCUGCCAUCCACUGCUGUUCAAGAGCACUGCCCGGCGAGCCCGGGGCUCCAUCCUGGGCAUCUGGGCCGUGUCACUGGCUGUCAUGGUGCCCCAGGCUGCUGUCAUGGAAUGUAGCAGUGUGCUGCCUGAGCUAGCCAACCGCACCCAGCUCUUCUCUGUCUGUGACGAACACUGGGCAGAUGAACUCUACCCCAAGAUCUACCACAGUUGCUUCUUCAUCUUCACCUACUUGGCCCCACUCGGGCUCAUGGCCAUGGCCUAUUUCCAGAUCUUCCGAAAGCUCUGGGGCCGCCAGAUCCCAGGCACCACCUCAGCUCUGGUACGGAACUGGAAGCGGCCCUCAGACCAGCUGGAGGAGCAAGGACAGGGCCCCAGUGCAGAGCCCCAGCCCAGGGCCCGUGCCUUUCUGGCCGAGGUGAAGCAGAUGCGAGCUCGGAGGAAGACAGCCAAGAUGCUGAUGGUGGUGCUGCUGGUCUUUGCCCUCUGCUACCUGCCCAUCAGUGUCCUCAAUGUCCUCAAGAGGGUGUUCGGGAUGUUCCGCCAAGCCAGUGACCGAGAAGCUGUCUACGCCUGCUUCACCUUCUCCCACUGGCUGGUGUACGCCAACAGCGCUGCCAAUCCCAUUAUCUACAACUUCCUUAGUGGCAAAUUCCGGGAGCAGUUUAAGGCUGCCUUCUCCUGCUGCCUGCCUGGCCUGAGUCCCUGCAGUUCUCUGAAAGACCCCGGGCCCCGCUCCUCUGCCAGUCACAAGUCCCUGUCCUUGCAGAGCCGGUGCUCUGUCUCCAAAGUCUCGGAGCAUGUGGUGCUCACCAGUGUCACCACAGUGCUGUCCUGAGCGAGGGCCAGCCUGGGGGCUCUGGGACCUGCAGCUGAUUCCUGCCUGGGCUGCUCCUUCGGCCCCUGGGAUCCACCUCUGGAAAGGCUGCUGGAUGCAGUGAAAGGCUUAAGCUCCAGUCCUGGUUUUCUGCCUGUGUGACUCCGAGCAAAUCAUUCUCCUCUAAGAGCUUGUGUUCUCUAAGUGGGGUUGAUAUGAGGAGGCUAAAGGAUGCCCAAGACAGUGGAAAGCUCUUUGUAAAUUGUGAAGUGCUGUGGAUACGGUUACUGUUGUACUUCUCGCUUGGCCAUACCCGACAGUACCGCCCGCCUUCAUCAUCUUCCGACUUUGGCUUUUCUCCCAAAGACCCCUCUCCUGCCCAAUUAUAGGACUUCCCUGGAGUCUGCUAUAAAGGUCCCCACAGCAUUUCCAUCUGGACCAGGGGCUCCCUAAAGCCCAGCGCUGCACUCGGCCAGCUGCCGUGAUGCGUGUGUGAAUUAAUCAGGGCCCAGUCCUUCUUCAGUGAGGCCAUGAGCUCAGCCCAUCCUCACUAGGUACUGAGUGAACGCACUAUAGUCUGGACCCUGUUGGCUUUGUGAUGUGAUAAAAUACUCUCCACUCGGUCAUUCGGCAUGGAGGCCAGCAGCCCAAAGCAACUGUAAUUAAAAGCCUGGCACUGAAUGUUCCCUUUCCUUGUCAUUACACAAAAUCUGUGCUGCUCAGGUUAGGAGAGGAAGGUGGGGCAGCUGGGGGGAAGGCAAGAUGAGAAGGCACUGGAAUGUUAUUAUCUGCAGACCGCCCCUACCCCCCGCCCAGAUGGACUUGGCCCGGCCUCAAAGUGCACACAGUGGUGCCAAGCCUCUGAUGCCCAGAAGCUCAACCUUUGACACAACACACUGCUGGCUCCCAGCCCAGUAGCCUCUAGAAAGUAAGGGGAUAUGAUGGGGAGACAGAGUUUAACAAACUUACUGUUCCUUCACCUUCUUGGAAAUUGGGGCUUCAAUUAUUCUAUAUGAACUCACAGGAUAAAGAGAGAAAGCUAUAAACCUGGCCAAACAUGCUCCAGCUGCCACCAAGAUGAUUAUAGGGCUGUCAGAGGCCCUGAUCCUCAUUGGCAGAGCAGGAUUCAAGUGCAUUCUGAAGUGCUGCUCUGCUGGGAGGCGCAGGAGACAGCUGGCCUGGGCCAGUGCAGCCAUGCACACCACCAGGUCUGCUUAAAUUGACUAAUGGAGCCACGGGCUCCCCCAACCUCAGCUGUCAAGAAGUGGAGUGGAGACAUGCCUAGGCAUGGCUUGUCUUGAGCACCCCAUUUUACCCAGAGCGGGUGGACAGUGUGCUGUAUAUUGCCGCUCUCCAUGAGUCACCCACACAGCCCAGCUCACUGUGGACAGUGCAGCUGCUCCCAGGAGGGACAGACUGUCCUGCUCUCUUGUGCUCCCACUGGCCUUGGGAUCCAGAGCUGCUUGCAAACUCAUAGGCAGGUCUAGAGGAGAGGUGUGCAGAAUGAGGCAUGAGGACCCCAGUCCAGAGCCAACCGUGCCUGCAAGGAUCCACCCAGGUCUUGGGCUCCUCACCCUGCCGACACAAAUGUAGAAACAGUGAAUGACACCAUUCUGAAGAUGAGUUUCAGCUCUGGAGGUGUAGUUCAGCAGUAAAGCAUUUGCAUGUGCAAGGCCUGGGGUUGAUCCCCAGCACCAGGUAAAAAGUUAAAAAACAAAGAUGGGUUUCAGUGGACACUCAUUCAGCAGGAACAGACUACAGGAGCUUCCUCUAAUGGCUGCAGGUCUGCCCUACAGUCUGCUAGUUAGACCCAGCAGCAUGGUGGGUUUUAUGCUUUCUCUGUGGGGGACCCAGGUGCUCAGUAAGGAGCAGCUGAAGAACCCAGGGCUAUCCAGCCUCACAGGGCACAUGUGCGUGCGUGCGUGUGUGUGGUGGCAAGCUGCACUACCCAGAAGACUAGCAUGCAGGAAGGGGUGAUAUGGCCCUAAAGAGAAAGCCAGAGCCAAUGGCUAGUGUUUCCAAGGUGAUUUAGAAUCCAUAUCAAGAAGUUUCUACCACGUAAAGAGGAAAUGAGCUACCUGUAAGGUCCUGAGUCUUUGUAAUUGGAGUUUCACAAGAAGCUGGACUCCCAGGGUAUCGAAUCUCUGGGGAAUAUUAGCUAUAGAUGGAUCCUGGCUUCAGGGAACUAGAUCCCAUCUAAUUCUGGAUUCCAGUGGCACAGCAAUGUAGAGAAGGAAGCUGAACUGGCCGAACCUGACUUGCCUGCUGGGCCUCACAGGCUUGCUGAACAGGUGUAGCUACUCCCUGCACUGCAGGGAGGAGAGGGCUCAAACCUCUUAUCUUCAUCUCCAAAAGCCAAAGGAUAAUCACACCAUUACCAGUGAUAAGGCUCCCUUGGCAAACUAGAAUGUCUGGUAUCUUCAGCUUUUGAUUGAAAUUUUGUCAUCUCCUUACAAACUUCCUAUGUAGACUGGGUAUCAUGCUGAUCUAGAGAUCCGACUGGCAAGUACAGAUGUCUGUGCUUAAUAAAAUGGGGGAAAAGUUAUGACUUCAUAAAUGGAGUUUGUCUGGAAGAUAAAACUCAAGCCUGAGAAAGUAAAAAGGCCAAGAUGUGAAAAGUUGGGGGUGGCUGCUUCCAGCCUAAAACUUCUGUGAAACCCAGUCAGCUUCUUGAGCUGAUGCUCAGCCGCUUGGAAGUGAACCUGGCAGGAUGAAGCAAGAGGCCCACCACCCGAGCUUCACCCUGGCAAAUGAAAGGAGCCCCCAUCAGCCCCAGCAUGCUCCCCCACCCUCACUGCUUCUUUCUGUAUGGCUUGGUAUACAGUAUUGUUUAAGUAUUUGCUGAAUGAAAGAAUAAAUAAGUGAAUGAAUGGACGAGUAUGAACCUAUAGCUGGGAAGUCCUGGUGGAAAACAAAGGACUCCAGAGUUAGAAUGGUAUCUUUUUAUUGAAGCUUACAAUUUCACUGGACUUUUGGCCCCACGUGAAAAAAAACUGGAGAGAAAAAAAAA